AUGAUGUCGACAUUCGUCUCCAGCAUGUUAGCGCUGAUCAAUUGGCUGUGCUCAGCGGCCAACCCAUCAAGCUGCGGCUGUAAUAAGUGGGGCGCGUCGCCGUUCAGGGCUGAACGGGCCCCUAUUACUCCCGUGCACCAUCUGUGCGAAUCGAGGCAGCCCUCGGUCUCUGCGCCGCACCCGAACAUCUGGGGCGACCUUAGUGACGAGGAGGCCGCUGGUGUUAUCGACCUCUUGCACCGGCACUCGACUGGCCUUAACCUUACUACAGAGGAUUCUGCCGGAAGUUGGGAUAAUAGAAUGUAUGUGGCCUCGUCCGUCAACAUUAUUACGCUUGCGGCUUACACGUGGUCCAUGUGUUGCAGCCUUCUCGUGGAGCUGCUGGCCCCAAACAAAAGCGACACGCUUCCGUUCCUCAACAACAAGACGACAACACCUCCGCCACGAUGCGCUCGCGCAACUCUAAUGUUUGGCGCAACGCCUAAUCCCUAUCUCCAGGAUUAUAUAAUUGGCCCGCUUCCCGUUGCUAACAACACCCAGGUACGGCCGCUUCAAUUUCUCUACAACAAUGCCGGCAAGGGGAAAGUCGCCGUUGAUUUUGCUGACCGUAGCGCCGUGGAUCAUUAUGUCAAUGACGUGGGCAUGUCUGUGGCCGACAUCACGAAACACCUGUGGGAUGGGACCCUUGACGAUACCCUCGGCCUGUUGCCGAUAUUUCCGCCUUGGAAGGAGAACGGCCGGUUGAUUUUGUGGUCCGGCUUCGUAAACAACCCUACGUCAACCUUUGACUCGGAGACAAUUCUUCCGCUUGGUCUAUAUUUCGGGGUCGAUGUGAUGGGCAGAGAUCCAUCCAAGUGGUCUGUAAUAGGAUGGUAUUACGACGGCAAAUACUACCCAACCACGAAGGCGUUCCGGGCCGCCGCAGCGUCUAGUAACUUCACAAUACUCGGAGCCAACUCUGACGGCCCGUGGGCUCAAAUAGAUAAGCAAGGCAACCCGAUGAAAUUCGACCAUCUGCCUCCACCCACAGCCGUUAUGCCCGGAUCGAAUCGCUUCUCCGUGGACGCAAAGGAAAAUUACGUCGAGUGGAGUUUGUUCGAAUUCGACCAGGGAUACCCUAUCCAGCGCCACUCUACUGCUAACUAUACCAGUGUUACCAAGAACAUCGCCUUUACACUGAGGUCUAUUUCAACCAUCGGAAACUAUGACUACAUGUUCUCGUAUAAUUUCUUCUUGGAUGGGAGCAUAGAGGUCUCCGUAAGGGCUUCUGGAUAUAUACACGGCGGAUUUUCCGCCAACAACGAAGAGUAUGGUUGGAAGAUUCACGACAACCUGUCUGGCUCCAUGCAUGACCAUGUUCUCACUUACAAGGCUGAUAUUGAUGUAUUGGGUGAGAAGAACAGCCUCCAAAAAGUGGAAUUUGUGCCCGCUGCCAUUGAAUAUCCGUGGUCAAAUGGUGCCAAAAGGAACACUAUGAAGCUGAAUAAAUCGUUUAUCCAGGACGAAAAUGGAGCCAAGAUCAACUGGGCUCCCAAUGGUGCGGCCAUGUACGCCAUCGUCAACAAGGAAGCAAAGAAUGAGUUUGGAGAAUACCCCGGGUACAGGUUUACCCCUGCAACUUCGAACGUCAUCUUCCUCACGAUUUCGAACUCGUCCAACGUCAUGAACGCCGUGAAUUUCGCCGACCACCAUUUCUAUGUCACAAAGCAGAAGGACACGGAAGCUCAAGGGACACACCCGUAUAACGUGCUUAAUCCUGCAGACCCAUUGAUUGACUUUGCCAAGUUCUUUAAUGGGGAAUCUCUGGAUCAGGAGGACCUGUAA
Molecule: messenger RNA, 1824 nt
Organism: Metarhizium acridum CQMa 102
Lineage: Eukaryota; Fungi; Ascomycota; Sordariomycetes; Hypocreales; Clavicipitaceae
Source: RefSeq, a predicted model, not a curated record